Molecule: messenger RNA, 540 nt
Organism: Ogataea philodendri
Lineage: Eukaryota; Fungi; Ascomycota; Pichiomycetes; Pichiales; Pichiaceae
Exons: 1
Coding region: 1-540 (179 amino acids)
Source: RefSeq, a predicted model, not a curated record
AUGAGCGUUGUGGAUACUAGAGGUCCCUUUUACCUGUACAAGUUUGGGGAUAAUGCCGAGAAACGACUAGACAAAUACAAAAUCUUCCCAACGCCUGAACCAUACAUUAGCAAGUCUCCUUCAUAUUAUACCCCACGCUACACAACCUCGCCAAACACAGUCAUGUAUUCGCCAGUCUCGUCAGAUGAGUCCGAGACAGAGUCCAACGAGUCCCAGUCGUCUCCGGAGACGCAGGGAUCACAGAGUUCUGGCGAGCCUUCGGACUCUGUGCACGAACGCAACAAAUUCAAGUGCACGUUCCCAAAUUGCAAGUACAAGGGGACUUUCCUUUCUAAAGACUAUUUACGCAGACACAUCAGAGAACAACACAGAAAGACAAAGCUCCACGCUUGCGAGGGCAGAAAUAAGGAUGACACCGUUUGGGGGUGCUCAAAGAAGUUCAGCAGACCAUACCAGUUGAUUAACCACUGGAGGGGACAACGCUCGUUAAAGAAGUGUGGUGUGCCAACCGAAGAGCUCAUACGCUAUGGGAUCAUCUAA